Messenger RNA from Aplysia californica (California sea hare), 795 nucleotides. RefSeq lists its product as uncharacterized. The record is from RefSeq and is a predicted model, not a curated record. NCBI's taxonomy places the organism in Eukaryota, Metazoa, Mollusca, Gastropoda, Aplysiida, Aplysiidae.
GUGUGAACACCAGGUUUGUGGAUCAAGAAGACAUCUGUGUGCAGUACCUGUACUGUGAGUCCUGUCUACGCAACUCUGACACGCCACACAGUGACACUCUCGACACGCGAGCACAAGUAGCAGCCGGUGCCAGGGUACAGCUAGCAGCCGGGACGGGGGCUCGCUUCAGUAAAGGACAGAUGUGGCUGUUUGCCAGUCAAGUAAAAGUUUUGCCCGACGAGCAAGACUAAAACCUUCACCUCUGGUCCCACUUUGGUGUUGAGGCGACCAUCCAGUCAGCGACUCUCAGCAUGACCUUGGUCUGACACCACGUCGUCACGUCUCCCUCUGGGCUGGCCAGACUUGGAACGAGAAUAUCGGAAUAAAUCAAUGACUGAAUGAUGAAGGAACAGUAGACACUGGGCACUAGAUGUACCGUCAGAUCUACACAUGUGUUCCUUUCCUUCUGACUGUGGUAACUGUUCCAUGAAUUGAUGAAGAGUCGUUGUCAAGUGCACAUAGCAUGCUCUACCAGUGAUCUCAGAUGUCCUCUGCUCUAGUCCACCUCCAUGAUACGACAAUUCUACGGUGGCCGUGCUGGAAAAAGAUGAGAAGUAAAAAAAUAUCUCUGGGAAAGAAAAGGGCAAUAAUUGGCAACAGUGAGUGAUCGAUCAGCAGUGGGGGAGUCAUGAAGGCCUUUAAUGAAAACCUUUCCUUUUGUUCAUCAGCAGUGGGGGAGUCAUGAAGGCCUUUAAUGAAAACCUUUCCUUUUGUUCAUCAGCAGUGGGGGAGUCAUGAAGGCCUUUAAUGAAAACC